AUAGAUAAUAGACUAGUUUCGAUGCCUCGUUUUAUUCCUCACCUCCAGCAGAAUGUGUGUGUGUGGGACUGUGACAAGGUGGAUAACAAGUAUGCACAGCAGAUACUGGGAGAAAAGCACCCCAGGGCGGCAGUUGCUCAAAUUCUUGUACCGUGUAUCGUCUGCUCAUAUUAUGUUUCUCUCUCUUUCUCAUUGCAGUCAUUUCAAGGCAGUCAAGGAAGAGCCUAUCUGUUUAAUUCAGUGGUGAAUGUCGGCUGCGGGCCAGCUGAGGAGCGGGUUCUCCUCACAGGUUUACAUGCUGUGGCUGACAUCUACUGUGAAAACUGUAAAACCACCCUUGGCUGGAAAUAUGAACACGCGUUUGAGAGCAGUCAAAAGUACAAAGAGGGAAAGUUCAUCAUUGAGCUGGCACACAUGAUCAAAGACAACGGAUGGGAGUGAUGCUCCUCUUCUCACUCUCUGACCUUGGAAUGCUUUUUAGUGAACUGCAUGGAGCGACGACCAACGACCACCUUGCCCCCCCCCGAGCCCCCUUAAAAAGAAAAACUCCACGAACCUCCACCCCAUCGCCUCUUUCACACACACACACACACACACACACACACACACACACACACACACACACACACACACACACACACACACACACACACACACACACACACACACACUCAUCGUGAGAGUGACAAAAUGGCGACAGAGGAGCAACUGGAGUGCUGUGAUUACUUUGAAGAGUGUGUGUUCUCCUUCACAGAGCGGGAUUUUUGGAGUCUGCUUUCCUCACUCUCACCCCCCCCUCCCCUCACCGAACCACGCUAACAAGUGACUGUGGUGUCAUGGCGACCACUAUGCGAAUGGAGAUAGACUUCACUGAGAGGACAUGUUUUUUUUCUUUAUGUUGCUCACCCAGCGAGACGGGUGAUGAUUUAUUUGUAAUGUUAUUUACUAUAUCUUUAUCUUCUGGGUCUAAGGACUUGGUUUGAUAGCAGAUGGGUGUUACUGGUUAGCAUUUUAUUUCCCUGUCAAGUCUGUCCUGUUGUGUUUUUUUGUUGUUGUUGGUUUUUAUUUGUCUCUUUGCCUUUAGCUGAGCAUGCUUUUCUUUGCUGAUGUCCAAAUGAGCAAUCAGGGACGGGUGGGGAGCGGAGGGGAAAGGGAGUUUUUUGUAGUUACAAAUAUGUAGCAGCAUCUUGCUUUUAAAAAAAAAAGAUGAAAAAAUUGGCGAGGGAUGGGAUGCAGUAGUGUGGGAUGUUAUUCCUGAUAUAUCUUUAUUGUUUUAUCUUUCUUGUUAAUUUUCUUAACUUCUCCCCCCUUCUGGUACUUCUCAGCACCCAAAAAGCAUAAGGAGCAGCACCUCCGAUGUGUUGGACAUAAAUGGAUAUGUAUAAAUAUAUAUAUAUAUAUAUAUAUAUAUAUAUUUAAAUAUUUGUAGCGUUUGGCUAAGUGCGAUUGUGGCUGGUCCCAUUUUGCAGCAGUACUACACGUUAAAAUGAGCGAAAAUUGUUUCUAGACUGGGGAACCUGACAUCAGUGGCCACAUGUCAUAAAGCAUUAAGGCGGACUGUAUUAUUCCAUUGUCUAGUAAUGAAACAAUCAGAGAGACAACUACAUAUGAAUAUAUAUAUAUAUAUAUAUAUACACGCAUGCUAUGGUUACAUAUCCAUAAAUGCUAUGAAACUGUUGAUAGUACGUAAAUAUUGGAAUAUGGAUUCUGAAUAUGUUUGCUGUCGUGCACAUAUGUAUAUAUGCAUAGACUUUGUGUAUAUGCAUUGUGUGUGUGGUCACGCAUUACACAGUGACGUACUUGAACGUUGCUAUUUCGUUUGCACUUUGCAGAGGCCUUUGGUUCAUCUCAGUUUAGAGGCAAAACUCUAGUUCGCUCUUGUCUGUAUUUUUCUACUUUUGUUUUUUUUAAAUGGCCUUUCUCACAGAUGAACGACAGAUUGUUGUAGACGGAAAGAAAGUUUGACCUGGACAGUUUGAGGUGUUUUCAUAGUUUUUCGUUACGACUGAAGCUAGAUGCUUCUACAAGUUUUGGUUUUAUUUCAAUAAAAUCAACAACUGAUGCUUUUCCUCUUAGUUUUUCUCGAGAAAAGUUUAGUUUCCGAUUCUUUGCUGCUAUCGUAGAAAUGCGGCCAUUUCCUUCUCGCUCUUGUAGGUCUUUUUGCACUUUAAAUGCUUAUCCGUCUCUCUCUCUCUCUCUUAGAGCAUAUGAAUUGUCUCUUUGUGAUUUGCCUCUAAGCUGUAUGAAUCUUGUGCCUCUUCAAAUCUCCCCUCUUAUUUUUCUGUUGUGCAGUGCAUAACUUAAAAAAUCCUUUGUGGGAACGAUGUGUCUUCCCCCUUCUGUGGCCCUCAAAAUAAUUUUUUUUCACAUAGAUCCUCAUAAAAUGCAUAUUUUUUAUUUUCUUCUCACAACAGAAACUUAUACAUAAACACUUUUAUUUUCCACAUUAAGAUUUAGAGGUGCAAAAAACAGAUGGAUAUUUCUCAGAGUAAAGCAUAGAGGAGGAGGUUUGGAGCAUGCGGGAUGCCUUAGGCUUGUUGUUUGACUUUUUAUUGUAAGGAUAACAAAAAAAGUUGGCAGCAGGUGGAGGUUGGGCGGGGCGGGAUGGGAGAAAUUAAAAAAUCAGCAGUGAUUGAUUACUUUGCCGGCAAGGUCAGUCAGAUCACAUGACCUUUUUAUCCCAAAAAACGAUGACAAUGCAAACCCAUACCUACUUGAACAUUUAAAGACAUAAACAGCUGAGAUAUUGGCCCGUGUUAAAGUUUUUGUACAUAAACUAACAUAUUUAAGGUUUUAUACGUAUUUCUACUGGGUUGGUUCUUUUACUUCCCCAACUUGAAGCACUUUUGUUCACUGUACCUCUGACUGUGUGUGUCUGUGUCUAUGUGUGUGUGCAUGCAGGCCUGCACACGAAGGUGAAUGUUUAGUUUCUUUUCCGCAGACACUUUAUUUGUUUCUCUUUUUUUGGUUUGGAAGUUUUUUUAUUUGUCCUGAUGUUUUCCUUCUUUCGCAGCUGUUUGGUUUCUCUCCCGGUGAUCCGUGAGGUCGAGGGCCAGGUUAGUUUGUUUGGAAGUGAUUUAUCAUUGUUCUAUGUUGCUUUUCUGUUAGCUUGUUUAUCUAGCCUGUUUGGUGAGAGCCUGUUAGAGGGCCGAUGUUAAGGUCCCUGCUGAGCCGUGUGAACAUAGGGGGGCGAGCUGGAAUCUCCCACCGUGUCACAGGGAGACCCUUUCACCACUACAGUCAGUGUCUCCUGUAUACUGGCUUUCAGGGGAUCAGACGCACCCUCUGGCGGCCUUUUUGGAGGUUCUUAGCUUUUGUCACCGCUGGCUAUGUAUCUGAUUGUAUUUCUUAAGUUUGCUGGUUGUGACCGAAAAUGAAUGGUUACAUCCCUGAUAUAUUUGAUUUCUUGUUUUGAUAAAGUUAGCUUCUUACCUAUCGGAGCUCAGUCUCUACAUCCAGUUGUGGGACUAUUUUUAACUAUAAAUAAAGCACUCAGUAUUCCACAAUCCACUGCGCACAUGUCUCUUAAAGGGGAACUGUUUUGGCUAACAGUCAGUGUUUCAAAUGUUCACCUGGCUGCCAUGAUUCAGAAGUUUACUUCAGGGGGCGUCGAUUGUUUUUACAACUCACUUUAGAUGAACGCACGCUAACUGACAAAAAGCCUUGACGCAAGAUGGCGGCUGCGUUCCUAGAGACACUGCACUCGGAAAAUAGCGAUGUGAAUAUUGAAAAAUAAAUGAGCUAGCCAGCUCCCAACGGAGUCCGUUUAACUAACGCUGGCCAGCCGCCUGCGGUGCUGCUUACAGUAUUUCUGUAACCAGUGUAGCAUGUUAGCAUAGUGGAAUUGGCUAGCUAGCUAAAACAAUGGAUGCCACCGAGGGUGUGUCGCUUCCCCUUGACAUCAGUGUCUGGUUGAGUAAAAGGUGCAACAGAGUACAUUUCGGACUACACUAAUCAGUGAUGCAGGGUGUAGAACCUUCAAACACAGAAGCAUUCAAUCAAAACUCUUCAGCCUGGUGUUAUGUUUCUCUUUAAUGGUGCAUUUAAGCGAUUACGAAGGGAUCUCAUUGAUAUUUGUGUUCUUGUUUUCAUCAGUGCUAGUUAAAUGGCUACAUUUCAUGAACUCUGGUAUUCACCAUGUCAUGGUGAUACACUUGAAAACUACUGAGACUGAAAGUUCAGGUUUGGCUGUCUGUUUUUCAAGAGUCUGAUCAUAUAUCAUGAUCUACAUAAGCAAACAGGAGUUAAAACUGUUCAACCUACAUCAGACUCAUAUCAGAAAAUUUCUAAAUCCAGCCCUUGGUUUAGAUUUAUAACUUUAUGAACCUUUUCCAAGGACACUGGUAGAUACAUUUUUCUACAAACAAACAAAAACUACCUUACCAGACCAUUCAUGUCUGCCUAUAUGGUAACUGAAUGGACUUGUUAGCUGUUCCAUGCACAGAGCCAGUUCCUCCAACGGACAUCCACAUUGGCGCCAGCAGUGGUUGCUCGCAGAGCCUCUUUACUUGCCCUGGGCUCAGUCAAUUUAAGUUGAAUCAACAAAAAGCAGUUGCCAGUAUCACCGCCGGUGUGUACCAAAAAGACCCAGGUUCUACCGAAUGCAUCAGUGUCAUGUGUUAAUGGCGGGAAGGAAGUCAGGGGUCGAGCGUCUCCUGGAGAUUUAAAUUCUAUACCAAAAUGAAAGAGGAGAAAUCCUGUCUCAUAUGACAUUGUCUUUCGGUAGAAUGUUUUGAUUCUCUGAACACAACAGUGUCAAAGCAGCCUGGAUGAAAAUGCUAAUAUUUGCUGCUGAAAAACUGUUUACUUUGUAUUGUUAUUUUUGUUUUAUUGUGACACUGGCUACCAACUUCAUGAGCUCAGUUACUUUCUAUAUCUGUACCUAAAGCGUAAUCAAAAGCAAGAUUGGUAUACAGGGGAAAAGACUGUACAAGUUAUUUUCUUAGGGCUUUUAAAACACAGUUUAAGGUCUAAAGCAUGUUGUAUUUAUAAUGGCUAUAUGUUGUGCCUGUUUUAUUUUUAUUUUUUCCUAAAUUUAAAACAAAACUAUUAUAUGCUUUUCAUUUGACUACAUUGCUUUGUAUUCUGUCUUAGUAAAGCCAUGUCACAUAUCUGUUUUCACUCUAAUGUAAACUAUCAGAUAUCACAAUAAAUUUUCAAUGGCAUUAA
Messenger RNA from Notothenia coriiceps (black rockcod), 5169 nucleotides. RefSeq names its product protein yippee-like 1. Bases 22 to 441 code for a protein of 139 amino acids. The transcript is spliced from 3 exons. The record is from RefSeq and is a predicted model, not a curated record. NCBI's taxonomy places the organism in Eukaryota, Metazoa, Chordata, Actinopteri, Perciformes, Nototheniidae.